This is a messenger RNA of Salvelinus fontinalis (brook trout), 2814 nucleotides long. RefSeq names its product RNA binding protein fox-1 homolog 1-like. The transcript has 12 exons. NCBI's taxonomy places the organism in Eukaryota, Metazoa, Chordata, Actinopteri, Salmoniformes, Salmonidae. Gene Ontology annotation, biological process: regulation of alternative mRNA splicing, via spliceosome; nervous system development. Gene Ontology annotation, cellular component: nucleus; cytoplasm. Gene Ontology annotation, molecular function: mRNA binding. Bases 304 to 1485 code for a protein of 393 amino acids. The record is from RefSeq and is a predicted model, not a curated record.
GCCAUAUCCUGUCUUCCUACCUAGACAGGUUGACUGUUUCUUAGUUUAGGGUGUUUGUUUUAAUUUUUUUAAACUGAGAGGUUGACUGUAGACAGUUAUCCUUCUGACUUUACAGCUCUUCCUCUCAUUCACUUGGACCUUCUGUGUUUUCAUCACUUGGAUUCUACUCUCUUUUUAGAUUUUCCUGCCUUGUUUUUUCAUCUCCUCUGAGCAUACCAUCCUCUCCCUUUCCCCCUUCACCCUCUCUUGUCCUCCCAUCUCUCCACCAUUCCCUCUCUCCUGGUGGUUUUCGGGCUAUGCACCAUGCUCUCUUCUCCUACAAUGAUUCUUCAGCCUUACGGACUGCCCGUCUAUCCCCAGGGUGCCCAAUGUUACCCCAGCCUAGUACAGGGAGGCCCUGGCCAGGAGGCUGGCCCCGGCAGUGGUGACCCCACCCUCCCCCAGGUCUUUGCCCAGCCUCCCUCAUACCCUCUACCAGGACAAGCUCCUCCCACACCUGCAGGCAGACUUCCUCCUCUAGACUAUAGUUCCGCCCACCCCAACUCAGAGUACCAGGAGCAUCACCAGCUCAGAGUCUAUCAGGGCCCGCAACACGAAGGGGCUGACACUCUGGCAGCCAUUAGCACGGACGAUGCCCUGGUUCCGGUGACCUCUGACUCCCAGGCUCUGAGCGUGUCAGUGUCAUCAGGGGGUGGAGCAGGAAGUGGUAGCGAUGAGGAGGGGUCAGGCAAGGCCCAGCCCAAGCGUCUCCACGUCUCCAACAUCCCCUUCCGCUUCAGAGACCCGGACCUCAGACAGAUGUUUGGGCAAUUUGGCAAGAUCCUGGAUGUGGAGAUUAUCUUUAAUGAGAGAGGGUCAAAGGGUUUUGGGUUCGUGACCUUUGAGAGCGCAAUGGAGGCAGACCGAGCAAGGGAAAAACUGAACGGAACAAUCGUUGAGGGGAGGAAGGUUGAAGUGAACAAUGCUACAGCCAGAAUAGUCACCAAGAAGCCCCAAACACCUCUUGUGAAUGGUGAGGUUUCAACCCCUGGAUGGAAGAUCAACCCUAUCAUGGGAGCGAUGUAUGCACCUGAACUCUACACCGGUGAGUUUCAAUUUGCCAGUUUCCCCUACCCAGUAGCUGCUCCCACCCUGGCCUAUCGGGGCUCACCACUGCGUGGGCGGGGCCGGGCUGUCUACAACACAAUUCGCUCAGCUGCUGCAGCCGCACCCACUGCCAUGCCCGCCUACCCUGGAAUGUCUCCUUUCAGUGUGCUGUACCAAGAUGGAUUAUAUGGAGCUGAAGUCUAUGGCGGGUAUCCUACAGCGUACAGAGUUGCCCAAUCACCAUCCGCUGCCACAGCAACAUACAGUGAUGGAUAUGGCCGAGUUUAUGCUGCUGCAACAGAUCCCUACCACCAUUCAGUGGGACCCACGGCAACAUACGGCGUCGGAACAAUGGCCAGUCUGUACAGAGGAGGAUACAACCGCUUCACGCCUUACUGAGCUGCCCAAUGGGAGCCUGGAAGCCGUUCUGUGACCCCGCCACCUCGUCCGGGAUUGGCCAGUCCCAGGACUACAACGCAGGACAGGUUAUGACAUCACUGAGCUCUGUGUCACCUCCUGUCUGACUCCCUCCACUUGGAGACGGUCAAAUCCAACCGACUGGACGUGUAAAUACUGUAGUAGCUAUUCACUAUUUAUUCUAUCAGAGAAUACAUAUAGGAUAAAGCCUGAUCUAAUGUAUAGACAGUUAUUUAAAAUCUUUAUUUUACACUUAAUCUGUAUUGUUUGUGCCACUGAUUUGUUCCAGGUUUUAAGAAUGUAAAGAUUUCUGCCUCCGUACCUGGGUUAUAAGCUACUCUUUCACUAUUCUAACAGAGAGAGUUGAAUGUGAGCCAUUUUAUUUUUCAUUGGCUGGACUUCAUGGUGAAAUACUGCAACUGAAGUGGCACAACAAUACUGGUUUCUCUACAUGGUGACCUUUGUAAAAAAGUUUUUGAUCAACGUCUGAGCUUUUGACUUUUCAUGAGUCAAAUUGUAGAGUACAAUGACAUUUUAUACAGUUAAAUUACUUAUUUUUGAUGACACUGGUUUUGUCAAUGAUGUAGCGCACUGUUUGAGGACGUUGAAGUGUGUGUGUGUGGGAGUAUGUGACGACAUCAAUACUCAAAGCACAAGCUAUAAGAGACAGCACUGGCACUGGUAUUGUUAAUGUGCACAGUAAUCUUUUUUUAAAUGCUUCUAGAACCCUAAAACUAUAAUUUGCAUAAAAUGUACGUAUGUUUUUGCUUUCCUAACAAUCUACCUCUGAUUCUAAAAAUGUUUCACUUGUCAAAAAAGCAUUCAGGAGCCAUUACUUCUCUGUCAACUAAUUAACUGUAACAAAACAUUUUUUCUUAUUUUCAUUGUUGAGCUUCUAUCCAUUUUCUCUCUGCUUUACAUAAUGCUCAAUGCUAAAUACUAGCUAUUCGACAAACUUCCCUAACCCACUUGAUCAUUUUUCUAUGGCAGCCUCAUUCUGGGUUUUACUUCGCUCUGCCUGACGAGCUUGUAAUCUCUAUGGUGCUUUCCCUUAUUUCCUCUGUCCUGUUAAACUCUAUGACGUUGUGUCUGGUUUCCUCUUCCUGUUAAACUCUAUGACAUUGUGUCUGGUUUCCUGUUCCUGUUCUCUCGCCUGCAUCUCUCCAUUCUGUUUGAGAAUCUGUGUUCCAUCCACAGAAAUAAUCAGAUGAGUUCUAGUUCUAUGGGUCAUCUCUCCUUCUCCAUCCUGUACUCUAGCUUCACUGUUGUUUAUUUGCUGUUGACCUCUCAAUAAAACAUUGUUUCUGUUUC